Messenger RNA from Brachypodium distachyon (stiff brome), 1976 nucleotides. RefSeq names its product mitochondrial arginine transporter BAC2. Gene Ontology annotation, molecular function: transmembrane transporter activity. The record is from RefSeq and is a predicted model, not a curated record. The transcript has 2 exons. Gene Ontology annotation, biological process: transmembrane transport. Bases 632 to 1570 code for a protein of 312 amino acids. NCBI's taxonomy places the organism in Eukaryota, Viridiplantae, Streptophyta, Magnoliopsida, Poales, Poaceae.
CUCCACUAGCAUGGCAAAUCAAAAUCAGCAACGUUUCUUCUCGUUUUGGAGACAAGAAAGCACGCAGCAGAUCUCGCCGGGCGCUCGGGAAAAGAAAGAGAAGACAAGAGAAGAGCAGAGCGCUCGGCCGUUUCGUUGGCGCCCACCGCGCACCACCGCUUCCCCGUGCUCGUGCCAACAAAUAACGCUACCCGCCAGUAAUCUCUUUCCUUGUCGACCCCGUUCCAACUUCCAGCCCCCUCUCUGGCUCUCUUCUUCCUCCUCCGGCUGUGCCACUACUGCCGCAAGCGCCCGUCCUGUACCAAUCCAGAAUUCACCCACGCGAAACACCUCCGCUCCAUUCGCCGCCGCGCGUCCAGCAGGCCGCCCCCGAAAGUAGUCCGUACGGACAUCGAGUCCUUUUCGGGGGCCUCCGCUUUUGGAACCGGCGCCAGAAAGGAAGCGGGGGAUCCGGGCAGUCUUUUUUUGGGCCAUCGACCGAUCUUAUUCCUUCCUGCUGCUCGGUAUAGUAUAUCCGAUCCCCCCAUCCCUUUUUCCCGGCGCGUGCGUGCGUGCGUGCGUGGGGCAAUUCGACGGCGGCGCGGGGGUGUUUCUGUCCUUGGAUGGUCGUUUGGCCGGCCCGCGCCGAUCGAUGGAGUUCUGGCCGGAGUUCCUGGCGACCAGCUGCGGGCAUGAGUUCGUGGCGGGGGGCGUCGGCGGCAUGGCCGGUGUGCUGGCGGGCCACCCGCUCGACACGCUCCGCAUCCGCCUGCAGCAGCCGCCGCCGCCCGCCAGCCCCGGGAUCACCGCCGCCGCGGCACGCCCGCCCUCCGCCGCCAAGCUGCUGCGCGGCAUCCUCCGCGCCGAGGGACCCUCCGCGCUCUACCGCGGUAUGGGCGCGCCCCUCGCCUCCGUCGCCUUCCAGAAUGCAAUGGUGUUCCAAGUCUACGCGAUCCUCUCGCGGUCGCUGGACACCUCAGACCCUCCCUCCUACACGAGCGUGGCGCUCGCCGGGGUCGGCACGGGCGCGCUGCAAACUCUCAUCCUGUCCCCCGUAGAGCUCGUCAAGAUCAGGCUGCAGCUGGACGCGCACCGGCGCCCGCCGGGGCCGCUGGACAUGGCCCGGGACAUCCUCCGGCGCGAGGGCCUCCGCGGCGUCUACCGUGGCCUGGCCGUGACCGCGCUCCGGGACGCGCCCUCGCACGGCGUCUACUUCUGGACGUACGAGCGCGCGCGUGAGGCGCUGCACCCGGGCUGCCGGACUGGGCAGGCGGAGCAGGAGUCCCUGGCCACGAUGCUCGUGUCGGGGGGCCUCGCGGGCGUCGCCAGCUGGGUCUGCUGCUACCCGCUGGACGUGGUCAAGUCCCGGCUGCAGGCGCAGCCGGCGUCGGCGCACCCGCGGUACCGCGGCGUCGUCGACUGCUUCAGGAAGAGCGUCCGGGAGGAAGGGCUCCCCGUGCUGUGGCGCGGGCUCGGCACCGCAGUGGCCCGCGCGUUCGUGGUCAAUGGCGCCAUCUUCGCGGCCUACGAGCUCGCGCUCCGGUUCUUGGUCACCAACAACGGUCAGAGGCUGGUCAUGGAGGAGAACUGAAACUGUCAAGAUCAUCGAUGCGAUUCCAUCCAUUUGCAAAAGGUUGGAGCCGCUCGCGGCAGCUUGGAGCCAAGCACCGAUAUGCAGGUUCGCGGUGUUGUACAUAGGCUAGUAUAUUCUUUGGGAAGUGGUUACGGGGAUCAUCAUACCAUUGCAGCAAGGCGUGAAUGCGUGAUUUUCAGAGAGUGGUUAGUGCCUGCAGGAAUGGGCAGAGAUUGGCUCUGUAGGUGUACUUCUUGAUCACGACGAUCAAUUCCCCCAAUGUGUUUGGGGAAAUGCUACUAUAGGACUAUUACAUAUUGGUAUGUGUAUGUACUCCGUAUUAUAGAACAUAAAUCAUUGAAGACAAUGGGUUAAUUGCCAGCAGGUGUCGGAUCAAUAUGCAUUGAUGAGAGUUCGUCUGACA